AUGCGAUCGUUAAUAUCCUCGGCCCUGACUUGUUUCAGCGCACCGUGCCUUGAGACGUUUCGACUUGGGGCGCUGCUCGCUUGGGAGCGUUUAACGAAUGUCGUGGUGGGCUCCGUCUGCUCGGAGCGGCCGUUUCUCCAGCACGUACUGCUGGCGGUUCCCAAGAAAAAAACGUCGCACUCUCGGAAGCGAAUGCGCGCCAGCGGGAAGGGCUUGCGACCCUAUCCGAACGUGCAACAGUGUCCGAACUGCGGGACAUUCCACCUUCCACAUCGGCUGUGCCCCGGCUGCGGUUUCGCGCCCGUCAAGCGAUCGAACCGCCUCGCAGGCCUGGAGCAGGUGGCUUUUCAGAUGAACCCUUGCUAG
Messenger RNA from Cyanidioschyzon merolae strain 10D, 366 nucleotides. Its product is annotated as mitochondrial ribosomal protein L32, precursor. Gene Ontology annotation, cellular component: mitochondrial large ribosomal subunit. Gene Ontology annotation, molecular function: structural constituent of ribosome. Bases 1 to 366 code for a protein of 121 amino acids. The transcript has a single exon. The record is from RefSeq and is a predicted model, not a curated record. Gene Ontology annotation, biological process: translation. Lineage: Eukaryota; Rhodophyta; Bangiophyceae; Cyanidiales; Cyanidiaceae.